Messenger RNA from Malassezia sympodialis ATCC 42132, 1113 nucleotides. It is a transcript of the gene AIM22, whose product is annotated as putative lipoate--protein ligase. Gene Ontology annotation, cellular component: cytoplasm; mitochondrion. The record is from RefSeq and is a predicted model, not a curated record. Gene Ontology annotation, biological process: protein lipoylation. Gene Ontology annotation, molecular function: lipoyltransferase activity. NCBI's taxonomy places the organism in Eukaryota, Fungi, Basidiomycota, Malasseziomycetes, Malasseziales, Malasseziaceae.
AUGGGGCGCAUGCACUCGCUGGCGCGGAUCUUGGCCGUACCAACACGGCCAACCAUGUAUGUGUCGUCGUUGCACGACCCCUACGUGCACCUUGCGUGGGAAGACUUCUUGUUCCGCACAGUCGCUCCAGACGUGCCCGUGUGUUUCUUGUAUGUCAAUACGCCAUGCGUGGUCAUCGGAAAAAACCAGAACUUAUGGGGCGAGGUGGAUCCGCGGGCCAUGAGGGCGGCCCAUAUACCCGUGGUGCGCCGCAAGAGUGGCGGCGGCUCUGUGUACCAUGAUCUGGGGAACCUAAACUACUCGUUCCACAUGCCGAGAUCGGCAUUUUCGCGCCGCACGCACACAGAACUGGUGGCGCGUGCACUACACGCGCCGCCCGUGUCCUUGCCGUCGCGCUUCGGCCGGCCACCCGUGUUUCUCAAUGCGCGGUACGAUCUCGCCGUGUACAGCUUGGGGGCCCCCACGGCGGAUGCGGCACACGAACGAAAAGUAUCAGGCAGUGCCUAUAAAGUCGCGCAGGACCGUGCCUAUCACCACGGAACGCUGCUUCUUCAUGCAGAUCUCGCCCGUAUGUCCAUGCUCAAGCAGCGUCGGCACAACAUGGAGUCCAAGGCGGUCGCCUCGGUGCCUUCGCCCGUGGCGAACCUGCAGGAGACCUUCCCGGGUGCCCCGUGCACCUUGGCGCAUGUGACUGAGGCGAUUCGUGCUGAGUUUGUGCGCAUGUACGGCUCAACAGACGUGCAUACAUUGGACGCCUCGUGCCUCGAUGCGGCGGCACAUGUGCGGGGAAAACAUGUGCGUGUUCGUUCUAGCUAUGAGGACAUGCAAACGUGGUCGUGGUUGUACGGGACAUCGCCCGCCUUUUCCGUGACAGCAUCCACGCAGGCGGUGCCCGAUGGGGACCGCCAGGGCACGCUGACCUUGCACUGCACUUAUGGCCGCGUGGACAGGGUGGAUGUGCGCUCGGCCGCAGGCGGCUUUGCUGAGGCGGCACAGACACUCGUCGGUGCACCGUACGAUGCGCUGGUCCUCCCGCCGCCCUCUGUGGUGCCGCGCUCAUCGUGGCCACUUGAGGCGCGUAUGGCCGCGUGGCUGGAGCGCGCGCUGUGCUAG